AUGUCUGAUGUAAAGGAUAUAUUGGGCAUGUCCCAACCAAAGGAGUCGACUUCAUCAACAGUCGACUCUAUAUUGAAGAAGAAGAAUCAAACACCAAAGAGACCAGAUGGACCUGCUAGAGGUGGUUCAAUCAUUGAGAUAUUGCAACAAUCAUUCUUGAACCUUGAAGGAGAGACAUUGUCAUUCGCAGCACCAGUCACUACACAAGCAGGUUUGAAGGAGAAGAGAAAGAUCAAGGUUGCAUGGGAGCCAAGAGGCAUACGCAGCAGCGCAAGAAAUGACAACCUCGUACUCUAUCACUACUCAAAGACGACAGACAAGGUCGAAGACUACAAGUACUCUCGAUUCAACAAGAAGAUGGAUGUGUUGGUGUAUAAUGAAGAAGAGUAUGACUUGUAUCUGCGAGAUCCUAAUUGGACACGUGAGGAUACUGAUCAGUUGCUGGACUUGUGCAAGCGAUUCGACACAAGGUUCAUCGUUGUAUAUGAUCGCUUUGAGGGCAGUACACCUCGUACUAUUGAGGACCUAAAGGAGCGUUACUACAAGGUACAGUCCAAGCUCGUGGAGCUCAGGACUCGACCUGAGGAAGACCCAUAUCACAAUCCUCUAACAAACUAUAGUUUCAACAAAGUAUACGAGACAGAGAGGAAGGUUCAAGCGGACCGUCUGUUCCAUCUGACGCGAGAGCAGGUGGAUGAACAAGACAGGCUAGUAGAGAAGUAUCAAGGCAUUGAGAAACAUUUGUUGAAGCAUAGCAAGACGACCAAAUCCAUUUACAAGAUGGCCAAUCUGGCAAUCACCAAUGGUCCAAUGAAGCAUUACAAUCAGAAUGACGUAUCAUCUGAAUCAUCGACCAAGAAGAAGAAGAAGAAGAAUCAGCCAGAGGGAGGAGAGGACAGGUCAGUGGUGUUGAGUAAUAGACAGACGCAGAGAGUAGAGUCGACGCUGUAUGACCUACACAUUGGCAUGCCAUUCAAUAAUCAGUUGGCCAAACGACUAUAUAAUGACUUGAAACAGGAUAUCAUCACGCUACUGGAUAUUCAAAAGUACUACAUCGAGAAGAGAUACCAUUGUGAGAUACUCAGGACACAGAAGGAGCACUUGGAGAGGGAGAUCGAGGAGAUGAACUUGCCCGCCGAGGCUCUGGCCAUUCACGUUGACGAGGAGAAUGAGCCGGCAGUCGUUGGAACUGGCGGUAGCAGCGUCUCAAUGGGCGACAACGAAUCGGAGCCAACGCCACAGCAACAAGCAACGCCACAUCAGCCACAACCACCUACACUAUUCCAAAUGUACAGCGGAGGAGUAGACAUCUCAGAGUCGUCAGACAAUAUCUCGCUCUCAUCCUCGACGUCCUCGCUCAGGCCCUUGGACGAAUCACAAUCAACGCCUGGCAGUCACCACAAGUCAUCUACAAAGAAGAGGGCACACAAGGGUGGUGAAGACCUUACAUCGACAAGCUCCACAGACUUGCACGCUGGAUCAAUCGAAUCACCAUCAUCCUCCACUACCACUUCCACCUCCUCCACCACCAAGAAGAGGAAGUCCACAAGUGCCAGCAGGAAGAAGCAACACAGCACUACAGACGCCGACGCAUCAUCGAAUGACACUACAAUCAAUGUGGACAUUGGCAAUGAAGCCGACAAUCAGCCACCACUCAAGAAGUCGAGGGCCAGCGCCGGUGCCUCGCCCACCAAAGAGAAGAAAGAGAAGAAGAAGUCAACCAAGCGAUCGAGUAGCAGUGGUGGUAGCAACAACACCAGCAGCGAGAAAGAGAAAGAGAAAAAGAAGAAGAGCAGUAAGGACAGGCUGGCGCAGUCUUUGCCACCUCCUCCAUUCGCCAUUCCCAAGUGA
Messenger RNA from Acytostelium subglobosum LB1, 1851 nucleotides. RefSeq lists its product as hypothetical. The transcript is spliced from 6 exons. NCBI's taxonomy places the organism in Eukaryota, Evosea, Eumycetozoa, Acytosteliales, Acytosteliaceae. Gene Ontology annotation, biological process: negative regulation of transcription by RNA polymerase II; DNA repair; chromatin remodeling. Gene Ontology annotation, cellular component: Swr1 complex; NuA4 histone acetyltransferase complex. Bases 1 to 1851 code for a protein of 616 amino acids. Gene Ontology annotation, molecular function: transcription corepressor activity. The record is from RefSeq and is a predicted model, not a curated record.